Acytostelium subglobosum LB1 is the source of this 3042-nucleotide messenger RNA. RefSeq lists its product as hypothetical. Gene Ontology annotation, cellular component: plasma membrane. Gene Ontology annotation, molecular function: P-type proton-exporting transporter activity; ATP hydrolysis activity; ATP binding. The record is from RefSeq and is a predicted model, not a curated record. Bases 1 to 3042 code for a protein of 1013 amino acids. The transcript is spliced from 2 exons. NCBI's taxonomy places the organism in Eukaryota, Evosea, Eumycetozoa, Acytosteliales, Acytosteliaceae. Gene Ontology annotation, biological process: proton export across plasma membrane; regulation of intracellular pH.
AUGGACCAACAACGGAAGAGCUCAAAGGGUGACCCGCCAGAGGGACAGGGCACAAAUAUUGAGAUGGAGAAUAUGGACGAGAUGCACUCGACAAUGGAUCCCGGACAAAAUAGUGGAAUCAAUCGAUCGACAGCAGCAGCAGCACUACCAGCGGCAGCAGCAGCAGGACAACGGUCCAGUAGCGAUGAUAUUAAAAUAGAUAUGCCAAUACAGAGACGUGGAUCACUACAAGAGAUACCAUUCAUCUCGGACAAGGUCGAGGAUUCGACCAAGACCUUCUCGGGAUUCUCCAACAAGGACCCAACGAUCUUGCCUCAAUCGUCCACCAGCACCACCUCCAACUACGACUACAGAAAGUCCUAUCGAACCCCGCUGCGACGUCAACUGUUCGAUGUGCCCUCCGACCAGCAAGUCAAGCUGGCCAAGGAGAAGGAGGAGAACUAUCGAAAGACACUCGAGCGCAAGAAGGAAGCACAAAAGCCGCUCGAAUCAAUCAUGGCCGAACUCAAGGCCAAUGCCGAUGGACUGACCACAGCUGAAGUCGCUGAAAGAACGAAACAAUAUGGACUGAACAAGAUCCCUGAUGUGAAGAGAUACCCUAUAUUGGAGUUCUUGUACUUCAUGUGGAAUCCAUUGUCGUGGACAAUGGAGUUGGCAGCCUUGGUGUCGAUAGUGUUGCUGGAUUGGGUCGACUUUAUAUUGAUCUGCGCGUUGCUAUUCAUGAAUGCAGCGAUUGGCUACUUUGAGGAGCAUACCGCUGGUAACGCCGUGGAGGCGUUGAAGAACUCACUGGUAUCAAACUCACGUGUGAAGCGAGAUGGCAAAUGGGUGCAGAUACCGUCGCACGAGCUGGUGCCGGGCGACGUCAUCAUACUCAAGAUCGGUGCGGUCGUCCCGGCAGACAAUCGCGUGCUCGAAUGCGAGUCGGUCAAGAUCGAUCAGUCAUCGCUAACGGGUGAGUCGCUGCCCGCCAGCAAGAAGGUCGGCGACGAGAUCUACUCUGGUUCCACAAUGAAGCAGGGUGAGGCAACAUGCAUCGUCACGUCCACAGGUGUCAACACGUUCUUUGGUCGCGCUGCCAACCUCGUCCAGGAGACCGAGAGCCAUGGCCACUUGCAGACCGUGCUCAGGAACAUCGGUUUGUUCUGUAUCACGUUCAUUGCUGUUUGGGUGCUCGUCGAGCUGCUCGUCCAAUUCGUCGGCAGGAAGAAGUCUUGUACCGGUGUCGGCGAGGGCAAGUGUACCACGCUCAACAAUGCCUUGGUGCUGCUAGUCGGUGGAAUCCCAAUUGCAAUGCCAACUGUGCUAUCUGUGACAAUGGCCAUCGGUGCCACACAGCUGUCGAAGAAGCAGGCCAUCGUUUCACGUUUGACUGCCAUUGAAGAGUUGGCUGGUAUGGACAUCCUUUGUUCAGACAAGACCGGAACCCUGACACUCAAUGUUCUCACGGUUGACGAGCCCAUCUGCUUUGGAGGUAUCACACCCGACCAGGUCAUAUUCGACGCGUAUCUGGCAUGUUCCGAAGGUGACGAUCGAGACGCGAUAGACAUUGCGACGACGGAUUAUGCACACAACACCUACCCGAACCUCGAGUACGACAAGUACGUCAUCAAGAAGCAUUUCCCAUUCAACCCUGAGGACAAGAAGGCCAUGGGUCUGGUCGAGGGUCCAGGUGGAAAGACAUUCAAAACUGCCAAGGGUGCUCCACAGAUCAUCUUGAACCAGUCGUCCAACAAGGAUGAGCAUGGCGAGGAGAUUUCACAGCAGAUCGAGAAUCUUGCCGAGAGAGGCUACCGUGCUCUUGGUGUGUCGCGCUCCGAAGAUGCCCCAGAUUUCAAGGUAUGGAAGUUCAUGGGUCUGAUCCCCCUGUUUGACCCACCCCGUCACGACACUGAGGAGACGAUCAAGCGUGCACUGGACAUGGGUGUCAAGGUCAAGAUGAUCACAGGAGACCAGCUGGCCAUUGCCAAAGAGACUGCGCGACGUUUGGGAAUGGGUGGCAACUUCUUCACCAUCCCCUACCUCAAGAACAACGACCUGGGUAUGAAGGGCAGCGAUCUUAUCGAGAUGGCUGAUGGUUUCGCCGAGAUGUGGCCAGAGCACAAGUACAAGGUUGUCCGUUCACUACAGAAGCGCAAGCACAUUGUUGGAAUGACUGGUGAUGGUGUCAACGAUGCCCCAGCUCUCAAGAAGGCAGACAUUGGUAUAGCUGUAGCUGGCGCCACAGAUGCCGCGCGAUCUGUCUCAGACAUUGUGCUCACAUCCAGCGGUCUGUCCGUCAUCAUUGAUGCUAUCAUCACAUCGAGAAAGAUCUUCCAGCGUAUGAGGAACUACGUUAUCUACUCUGUGUCAGCCACUGUGCGUAUAUGUAUCACGUUUGGAAUCCUCACAAUUGCCUGGGACUUCUACUUCCCCACGAUCGCCACCGUCAUCAUAGCCAUUCUCAACGAUGGCACAAUGCUCAGUAUCUCUAAGGAUCGCGUGAGGCCACGUAACACACCGGACAAAUGGGAUCUAAGGGAGGUGUUCUUGAUGGCCAUCUGCUACGGAUGCUACCUGGUCGGCUCCACACUUGUCUACUUUGCCCUGGUGCACGACUCGACCUGGUUCGAACGAACAUUCAAUCUGCGACAUCUCUCUGACAAUGAGAUACGUGGCCUCAUCUACCUCCAGGUGUCCAUCUCUGGACUGGCCACUAUCUUUGUGUCACGUUCACAGGGUUUCUCAUAUUUCGAGCGACCCGGUACCCUCAUGGCGAUUGCAUUCGUUGGCUCGCAGGUUGUCGCCACGUUCAUCGGCACCUACGGCUUCAGAGGAUAUCCACACAAUGGAGAGACUGAUUUCCAGGGAUGUGGCUGGGGCUGGGCGCUCACCACAUGGAUCUGGUGCAUACUCUGGUAUAUUCCAAUGGACUUUAUCAAGCUGGGUAUCACCUAUCUAUACCAAGGCAAUGUUCGAUUCCAUCACAAGUCCUACCACAACAAUCUAGGAGCAUUCUUUAGGAAGGGCAAGCCACCCAUCACCAACAAGCCAAUUGAUUGA